Messenger RNA from Iphiclides podalirius (scarce swallowtail), 207 nucleotides. The record is from the annotation of a GenBank genome assembly. Lineage: Eukaryota; Metazoa; Arthropoda; Insecta; Lepidoptera; Papilionidae.
AUGGACCACAAGCUCUUACCCCUCUUACCAAAACAAUGCACAUCGUGCGUGCCUUCUUUGCUGCUUUGGCUGACUCGUAACAUAAUAUCAGCUCUCCCAGUCCCGGUGCGUCUCAAGAACUCGACCGAGGGAAGCGGCGGAUUCCGCGAACGGCCCCGAGUUAUGGCCCCACAAAACGUCAAGCGAAAAUCAUCAAUGUUCAAAUCG